Molecule: messenger RNA, 1128 nt
Organism: Acanthosepion pharaonis
Lineage: Eukaryota; Metazoa; Mollusca; Cephalopoda; Sepiida; Sepiidae
Source: the annotation of a GenBank genome assembly
AUGCAUUCUCCUUCGGAGACCUCUAUCCAUUUGUAUACAUUCCCCUUUGGAGACAUCCAUCCAUUUCCAUACAUUCCCCUUCGGAGACCUCUAUCCAUUUGCAUACAUUCCCCAUUGGAUACCGCUAUCCAUUUGCAUACAUUCCCCUUCGGAGACUGCUAUCGAUUUGCAUACAUUCACUUUCGGAGACCUCUCACAAUUUGCACACAUUCCCCUUCGGAGACCUCUAUGCAUUUGCAUACAUUCCCCUUCGGAGAUCUCUAUCCAUUUCCAUACAUUCCCCUUUGGAGACCACUAUCCAUUUCCAUACAUUCCCCUUCGGAGACCUAUAUCCAUUUGCAUACAUUCCCCUUUAAAGUCCGCUAUCUAUUUGCAUGCAUUCCACUUCGGAGAUCACUAUCCAUUAGCAUACAUUCCUUUUCAGAGACCUCUAUCCAUUUCCAUACAUUCCCCUUCGGAGACCUCUAUCCGUUCGCACACAUUCGCCAUCGGAGACCUCAAACCAUUUGCAUACAUUCCUCUUCGGAGAUUAUCCAUUUGCAUACAUUCCUCAUUGGAGACCACUAUCCAUUUCCAUACAUUCCCCUUUCGGAGACCUCUAUCCAUUUACCUCCAUCCAUUUACAUAAAUUUCCUUUCGGAGAGCUCUAUCCAUUUGCAUACAUUCCUUUUCAGAGACCUCUAUCCAUUUCCAUACAUUCUCCUUCGGAGACCUCUAUCCAUUUGCACACAUUCCCCUUGGGAGACCUCUGUCCAUCCAUAUGCUUACAUUCCCCUAUGGAGACCUCUAUCCAAUUUCAUACAUUCUCCUUUGGAUACCUCUAUCCAUUUGCACACCCCCCCUUCGGAAACAUCUGUCCAUAUGCUUACAUUCCCCUUGGGAGACUUUUAUCCAUUUGCAUACAUUCCCCUUCGGAGACCUCUAUCCAUUUGCAUACAUUCCCCUUUGAAAACCGCUAUCAAUUUCCAUACAUUCCCUUCAGAGACCUCUAUCUAUCUGCAUACAUUCCCCAUUGAGAACGCUAUCCAUUUGCAUACAUUUCUUUUUCAGCGAGCACUAUCCAUUUCCAUACAUUCCCCUUCGGAGGCCUCUAUCCAUUUGCAUACAUUCCCUUUCAGAGACCUCUAA